This is a messenger RNA of Onychostoma macrolepis, 2930 nucleotides long. RefSeq names its product 8-oxo-dGDP phosphatase NUDT18-like. Bases 241 to 1263 code for a protein of 340 amino acids. Gene Ontology annotation, molecular function: 8-oxo-GDP phosphatase activity; 8-oxo-dGDP phosphatase activity; magnesium ion binding. The transcript has 4 exons. The record is from RefSeq and is a predicted model, not a curated record. NCBI's taxonomy places the organism in Eukaryota, Metazoa, Chordata, Actinopteri, Cypriniformes, Cyprinidae.
CAACAGCUGAUGCUUUGAAUCACAUCUAUGCUUCGCUUUCAGUGUAUUUUUCUUCUUAUUUACGACGGGAGGUGUUAGGUUAAUAUAAAUGUAGUUUUUUUUAAAAAGUUGACGUGCGUGAAUUAUAUUUUAAUAACAGUGAGCUUAAUUAUCUUGGGUGACUUUACUUGUUUCACGGAUGUUUAUCCUGCUUCGCUAACUUUUACGUGUAAACACCAGUGGAAUCAAGGCAGCUCCAGCAUGGAUUCAAUGGCAGAAGUAUUGGAGGAAAACCUAGAGAAGGUUUUGAAGGGCGAGGGACUGGAGGUGAGAGAGUUUGAUUCAGUUCCUGAACAAGUGAAGCCUGUCACACUGAGGAAAAGCGUGUGUUACAUUGUCGGCGCAGUUAUCUUCAACUCAAAGGAUGAGGUGUUAAUGGUUCAGGAGGCAAAGAGGGAGUGUUAUGGCAGAUGGUAUCUCCCUGCGGGUCGUAUGGAGGAGCGUGAAAGCAUUCUAGAGGCGCUGCAGAGGGAGGUCAAAGAGGAGGCAGGAAUAGACUGCCAGCCAAUCACACUGCUGAUGGUACAAGAACAAGGGCCAAAGUGGGUUCGCUUCAUCUUCCUUGCUGAGGAAACAGGAGGCUCUCUGAAGACAACGGCAGAAGCAGAUUCUGAAUCCCUUCAAGCUCAGUGGUGGGACCGCGAGUCCCCACUUCCUCUUCGGGGACGUGACAUACUGCCCCUCAUCGAUGCUGGGAUAAAAUAUCGCCGAAAUCCCUGGUUCCCUAUGUUACAACCUGUUGACUUCCCAUGUCAGGUUAUCUGCCAAAGACUUUUCCUCACAUUCAUCUCCAGCAACGGUAACACAGACACCAACGAUGAGCACCGUAUGUGGCUGCUGCUGAGCAGCAACGAUGCCACUUCUCAGCCCAGUCUUCCUAUAGCAGUAUCAGUUAAUGCAUUCGACACAAUCCCACGAGCUGCACACAGACUGGUCAAGGAAUGCGUGCCUUCGUCAUCUAUGCAAGUUCACACAUGUGGCAUUCUGGGAGUGCAGCACAAUGGGAGAAUUCCAGGGAAAACAGACGGGAUCUGCUUUAACACGCUUGUGUUGUUGGAAAAUUCAGAGGACGGGGCUGAAAACAGCAGCCUACCACCAUUGGAGGGUGACGCUUACAAAUGGCACGAGGUGACCAAUCAGAGCCUGAGGGCAAAGAUAAUACAGAGGAUUAAAGAGAGUCUGUUCUGCCUCUUCAUAGUCUAUACUGAGGCUCUGCCACCCUAGUAGAGGAUCAGGAUCAGGACCAGAAUUGAACCUGCAUCUUCCACAUGAGCACCAAGGCUCAACGUGUCUAAAGCAUGUUCAGUGGCCAUACACAGUUUCAGAUGUGUGCUUCAUCUCAUCCAAAUAUUAAUUCACUAUACAGCUGCAAUUAUAAUAGGUUUCUUAAAAAUAGGCAGUUCAAGUUCUGAAUAUGUAACCCUUUGCGAAAAGGAAAUGCACUUAAUUAUUGUUUGCACACUUGUAGUGUACUUCAAAUAUUAUAUUACUUGCAGAUAUAAUGUUAAUGAAAUAAGGACACUUAAGUGUACUUUAAGAGACACUUAUUUUGAUGUCAACUAACAUACUAAAAAGUGUUAAGAAUUUUAAGUGUAGUGUUAUUAUAUUUCAAUUUAAUAUAUUUUAAGUGUACUAAAAUGCAACUUUAUUACAAAUGUGUAAUUACGAACACAUUUAAAUGCAUGACAAAAAAAGGUACAAAAGCUGUCACAGGGACAGCACCUUAUUUACCCCUUAUUUUUGCACCUUUUGAAAGGGAACCACCCCAGUUACAGCUUUUGUACCAAUUUUUUCAGAGAGUCUAGUACAUUUGGCAGUAUACUUUAUUUCAAAAACAAUAUAAUCAUGAAGUUACAUAUAAAUAGUUUAUUUAUAUACUAUAAUACAGUUUCAUUAAAAUAUAGAUAACAUGCAAUAAAGUGUCCAAAACAUUGUUUAGUUCACACUUAAGUGUAUUAUUAUAAAGUAUAUUAUUUCUGUAAUAGGUACACUUUUUAAAAAUAUGCUGAAGUGUGUUUUUUCACAAGAGACUCAUACUUAGGCAGGGAAUAGCUGUUGGUCAGCACUGUUUGAUCAAACACAUAGCACUGUCAUAGCACUUCACCUCAGUCAUUUAUAUGAACACUUUAAUACAAAUGGAUGCUGUUAGGAAAAAGUGAAGAGUUUGUUUGCAAAAACAGAUAACUCUGUUUUUAUUAAUUUUCAUAAAUCAUGUUUUUAUUGUGUUAGCAGUAUGUUUAGUUAUUAUUAUUUAAUCAAAACAACCCAGCUGCAGUUUGAUUGAUAUUAAUUGAAAUGCAGCAUAAAAACAUGAUUUUUGAACAUUAAAAAAAAAAAAAGAGUUAUCUGUUUUUGUAAAAGAACUCUUCAAGUCUUGAUACAUGGGUGUAUGUUUGAUGAUAAUGAUAAAUUAUGAUAUGAAAUGAGUUUAGGAAACUUUAUAUCUUAAGUCUGUCUUUGUUGGGUAUUGCAGCCUCAAAGUAUCUAUGUUUAUUUUUAUAUUUGCACAUUAAAAAUUAACUAGUACUGCAAAUAUUUUCACUUUUCACACUAUACUACAGAUAUUAUAGUUUUAAGAGGCCGUGUGGUUGUACAGUUACCUCUGAGAAAAGAGCUCUACCUCCAUUUUAGCCAGUUUGGUUAUUAUUUUAUCAAAUCAAUUAUAUAAGCAAUUCUAAGUUACAUUAUCAAUUCUAAAAUCAAUCAGUUAUUUAUCAUAAUGUGCAUGAGGAAAGGUUUGUUUGCCUUCUGCUUGGAAAGUGUUUGGAAUCACUUUCACACAUUUUAAUAUUUUAUUUAAAGUAUAUAUUUUAAAAGUGUCUAAAACACUAUUUCGGGAAAAAUAACUAAGAUCUUUGCUUUAUACUUUAUAUGACCUAUCCUGCUGUAUA